Molecule: messenger RNA, 1111 nt
Organism: Nyctereutes procyonoides (raccoon dog)
Lineage: Eukaryota; Metazoa; Chordata; Mammalia; Carnivora; Canidae
Gene: RTF2
Product: replication termination factor 2
Exons: 9
Coding region: 58-978 (306 amino acids)
Biological process (GO): mitotic DNA replication termination; site-specific DNA replication termination at RTS1 barrier
Cellular component (GO): nucleus
Source: RefSeq, a predicted model, not a curated record
GACUUCCGGAAGUGGCGGCUGCGGGGUGUUGCUGCCGGCUCGGGCUCCCGGCUCGCGAUGGGUUGCGACGGAGGAACAAUCCCCAAGAGACACGAACUGGUCAAGGGGCCGAAGAAGGUUGAGAAGGUUGACAAAGAUGCUGAACUAGUGGCGCAGUGGAACUAUUGUACUCUAAGUCAGGAAAUAUUAAGGCGACCAAUAGUUGCCUGUGAACUUGGCAGACUUUAUAACAAAGAUGCUGUCAUUGAGUUUCUAUUGGACAAAUCUUCUGAAAAGGCUCUUGGGAAGGCCGCAUCCCACAUUAAAAGCAUUAAGAAUGUGACAGAACUAAGACUUUCUGAUAAUCCUGCCUGGGAAGGGGACAGAGGAAACACAAAAGGUGACAAACAUGAUGACCUCCAGCGGGCACGUUUCAUCUGCCCCGUCGUGGGCUUAGAGAUGAAUGGCCGGCACAGGUUUUGCUUCCUGCGGUGCUGUGGUUGUGUGUUUUCUGAGCGAGCCUUGAAAGAGAUAAAAGCAGAAGUUUGUCACACAUGUGGGGCUGCCUUCCAGGACGACGACGUCAUCGUGCUCAAUGGCACCAAGGAGGAUGUGGAAACGCUGAAGAAGAGGAUGGAGGAGAGGAGGCUGAGGGCAAAGGUCGGGAAGAAAGGAAAGAAACCCAAGGCGGCAGAGUCUGUCUCAAAGCCAGGAGUCAGUGAAGAAUCCCCAGGACCAUCAAAAAUUAAGGCAGUGAAGCCUGAAGAAAACAACCUGGAUUCUAGGGAAAAGAAAGCCAACUCAGCUCCCAAAAGUGCAGCAGCAAACGGGAGCUCUUCUGGAAAAAUUGGGAAGCCUCUGGGUGGAGCUGCAAAGAGAUCCAUUGCCGAUAGCGAAGAAUCUGAAGCUUACAAGUCCCUUUUCACGACUCACAGCUCCGCCAAGCGCUCCAAGGAGGAGUCGGCCCACUGGGUCACCCACACGUCCUACUGCUUCUGAGGCCCAUGCUGCACUCCACGCCAUGCGGGCUCCGUUCCGUUUCCACGGGGGCAGGUGGCGUAGGUGUCACUGUCCCCUGUACUCUGCUCGCUCUCUGUUUGUGCGGGGCAAUAAAGUCCUCCUCCCAAACCUC